AUGACCCGAUGCGUGCAGCUUUGUGCUCUCGACAAAUCCGGCGUUUGGCGCGUGAAGUCGAAGCUGAGCCGGAAGCAGCCCAAGGUCGAGAGAUCCGCGGCUGAGGCGGCGGCGUCGAAGGUGAAGAAGGAGAAGCAAUCUGCGGCCGAGGCUAAGAAGGAGCGCAGAAGAGAGCUUCAACGGGGCUAUGAGAAGACACGUCAAGAGAAGCUCAAGAAGUCGGGCGUCAAGAUUUCCCGGCCCCGCGAGGGCCUCAAUGGACAGAGCCUGAAGGAGGAGCACAGGAAGCAGGUCGUGAUCAAACAGGAACCGGAGGAGUCGACCGCCAACUUUUCCGGGGCUUUGCCACUCCAAAUAUGCAUGAAGCUUAUUCAGAUCGGUUGCGGAGUCGACCAGCAAGAGCUCGAGAAUCUACGCAAAGACCACAAAGAGCUGGAGAUUCUGCGCAGUGAGCUGCAAGAGGUCCGGGGAGAGCUUGAGAUCAUGCGGGGUCGAUGUCAAUGGUACGAAGACGUGAGGGAUUGGGUGGCCAACUAUACACGGUAUGCUGUUGGGAUCAACACAGAAGGGUUGCCAGACUGGCUGCGCAUCGGCUCGAAGAGCCUCAGUUUGAUCAUGAAAGAGAAGAAGCAAAGAGCUUCUGGUUCUGACACUGACGAAACGUAA
Messenger RNA from Symbiodinium sp. CCMP2592, 666 nucleotides. NCBI's taxonomy places the organism in Eukaryota, Dinophyceae, Suessiales, Symbiodiniaceae. The record is from the annotation of a GenBank genome assembly.